CAGCUGACUUUUUUGACAGUGUUCUCUCAUCAGCCAGCUGGUAGUAACAACAACUGGACAAAUAUUGAAUAAGCGAUCAAGUGGGGGUCAAACGGAAAGUAUCAACUUUUUUUCUUUUUAUAAAGAACAACGAGAGAGUAUUCCAGCGUAACAUCAUAAAAAUGAAUCUUCCCAAGCUUGCCGUUUCUCUCCUUACCAAACGUAAUAUGUCUUCCAGUGAUCUACAGGCAUUUGCUCGAAAUAGCAAAAAAAUUUUGGGCGCAGCACUUAACUACAUGGAUGUUGUGAGAGAGAGGAAUGCGCCAUUGCCUAAGACUCCAGUGGUAUUUCUUAAACCCUCCACAUCUUUGAUUGAAGAAGGAAAGGAUAUUGUGAUACCCAAAGUCUUUACCAAAGUAGCUCAUGAAGUAGAACUUGGUGUUGUCAUAGGCAAACACUGUAAAAAUGUAUCCGCUGCUGAUGCAUUUUCCUAUGUUGGAGGUUAUUGCUUGGCCCUGGACAUGACGGCACAGUGCGAUUUGGGCGAAGCCCGUAAAAAUGGUCUGCCUUGGUCAAUGGGCAAAGGAUUUGAUACAUCCACUCCUGUUUCGCGUCUAAUACGGGCCGAAGAACUCGGCGAUCCCCAUAAUUUGCCAUUAUGGCUGAAAGUGAAUGGUAAAAUGAUUCAAGAAGGCAAUACUUCUGACCUAAUCUUCAAUGUAGCUGAUUUAAUAUCUUACUGCUCCAAAUACAUGACUUUGGAGCCAAAUGACAUUAUCUUGACCGGCACACCCAAGAAUGCUUUACCCAUUAAAGAUGGAGACGUCAUCGAAGCUGGCAUAGGCAAUUUGAUUAAUAUGAAGUUUAAGUGUAAAAAUGAAAUGUAAUGAAUGAUUUUCGUUAGCCAUACAGAAAAAUAAAUCCAGCAAAGUUA
Messenger RNA from Stomoxys calcitrans (stable fly), 913 nucleotides. Its product is annotated as acylpyruvase FAHD1, mitochondrial. The transcript is spliced from 4 exons. Gene Ontology annotation, cellular component: mitochondrion. Gene Ontology annotation, molecular function: acetylpyruvate hydrolase activity. The record is from RefSeq and is a predicted model, not a curated record. NCBI's taxonomy places the organism in Eukaryota, Metazoa, Arthropoda, Insecta, Diptera, Muscidae. The coding region runs from base 162 to 866 and encodes 234 amino acids.